AUGCGACUUUUACUUUUGCUGGUGUUGGUGUUUAGUCUCACUAUUGGUCAAUUGAAUGCACUUCCGCGUUUACGUCCCUACCCCGAGGAGAAGCAUAUUAUCCACGAAAUUGGCCUGGAGGAAAUCCAUUCGUGGUAUUUUUACAAUGAGGAUCACUUGACACUGUCCGAGCUCUGGGAAUACAUAUCCAAGGAACCAGAAAGCUUGAACCAGACAGUGGUUCAUUUAUCCAAGACCAACCAAACAUUGGUGCUUACAUCAACCGAUCCACCAGUUUUUCAUCAAGUUGACCUUGAAUUGAUUGGAAUCUUUGCAGGUGACGAUACCAAAGAUUUGGACAUACUUUUACCACAGAAUGAAACUGCUACUAUGCUCAUGAUGGAUGCAAAGAACUACCUAAUCCAACUGCCAACACCAAUUGGCGAGAAUGUGAUACUUGUAAGUCUUCUCAUGCAUUAUGGAGUUGAGGAUUUUUCACUUGACGACUUCACCAAUGGUACCAUUACACUUGAGAUUGGGUCAGAGGAUGAAUUUGACAUACAGGGUAAAAAGUUGUUAAAGUUGCUUUUACUUCCAAUCAAGUUGUUGAAGAAGUUACUUCUACUCAUCAAAUUUCUCAUUUGCUUACCAUUCAUGAUCAUUAAGAAGAUUAUUCUUCUUCCGUUUCUUUUAAUCAAAAAGAUAAUCAUGUUGCUUAAAAAGAAGGUUUUGAUUUCAAUAAAGAUGAAAAUUAUGGCUGUGGUGAUUAAGGGUAAGGAUGCAGCACUGGAUGUCACGGAAAAGACAGUUGACGUGACUGUCGUUGUUGUUGUACUGAUUAAGAAAGUAGUUAUUAAUGCUGCUGCAAAAAUUGACUAUGGUGUCAAAAAGGUAGCAACAAAAACAAAGAUGGCCAAGGACAUGGUUAUCGAUAAGGUUAUUAUGGAGAAGAUAAAGAUUAAUGAGAAGGUUGAUGAAAAGGUAGGUCAAGCAUUGAUGAAAGCAGAGAGUACAAAGAAAAAAAUCUUUGGAGGUGAGGAUUAA
Lodderomyces margitis is the source of this 1023-nucleotide messenger RNA. RefSeq lists its product as uncharacterized. Bases 1 to 1023 code for a protein of 340 amino acids. The record is from RefSeq and is a predicted model, not a curated record. Lineage: Eukaryota; Fungi; Ascomycota; Pichiomycetes; Serinales; Debaryomycetaceae. The transcript has a single exon.